GUAGGCAAUGCAUUGAUGGACGACGAGACAGACCAAAAGGGAAUGAUAGACUAUGCGUGGGAUCAUGCGGUAAUAUCAGAUCAUUUGUACCAUUCCAUUAAGAGAGUUUGCAAUUUCAGCUUGGAAUAUCCUGGCGAUGACUGCGACGAUCUUCUUAAUCAGUACUUUGCUGUUUACAAAAUCGUAGACAUGUACAGCCUUUAUGUCCCUACAUGUGUUAACAGCAACUUCAGUAGCAGCAGCACCAGACUCCUUCCAACUAUUCGUGGAGUUGCCCCCAAGUCCCUCUCCAGAAUUGAAGGAUGGCACAAAAGACCAACAGGGUACGAUCCUUGUCUGUCCGAUUACACAGAAAUGUAUAUGAAUAGACCAGAUGUUCAAGCUGCACUCCAUGCAAAUGUCACUAAAAUUCCUUAUCGAUGGACUCAUUGCAGCGACAAUAUUACGUUUUGGAGUGACGCACCAUCUUCUAUGCUUCCUACCAUCAAGAAACUUAUCGAUGGUGGUCUGCGCGUUUGGGUGUAUAGUGGAGAUACCGAUGGUAGAAUCCCAGUUACUGCUACAAGAUUAACUUUGAGAAAACUUGGAUUGAAAAUCAAUGAAGAUUGGACUCCUUGGUACACUAACAAUAAGCAGGUUGGUGGAUGGACAGUUGGCUAUGAUGGACUAUCCUUUGUGACAGUAAGAGGAGCUGGACAUCAAGUUCCCACAUUCAAGCCAAAGCAAGCUCUACAGCUAGUUAGGCAAUUCUUGGCCAAUAAGAAGCUGCCAUCUGCCCCGUUUUAGCAUUUUCUUUAACCCAUUUCCUUCCUUUUAGUGUUAAUCCCGAGUCUAGCUUAUUGUCUUUAUAAUUUUUAAUCUCAUCGUUCUAAUCCCCUAGAAAGAGGUUGUCAAUUUAGAUAAUAUUCAUUCCAAUGUUAGGAAGUAAGGUAAUUAAAAAAAUAAGUAAAAGUCUGAUUUAGUUGAAA
This is a messenger RNA of Nicotiana tabacum (common tobacco), 968 nucleotides long. The record is from RefSeq and is a predicted model, not a curated record. NCBI's taxonomy places the organism in Eukaryota, Viridiplantae, Streptophyta, Magnoliopsida, Solanales, Solanaceae.